Molecule: messenger RNA, 1701 nt
Organism: Leptosia nina
Lineage: Eukaryota; Metazoa; Arthropoda; Insecta; Lepidoptera; Pieridae
Source: the annotation of a GenBank genome assembly
AUGGAAGACAACAUCUUAACAUGUACGCCACUGCGGCCACUAUCCAGCGAUCAGGAACGUAAUGAUGACGAUGUCGAGAGGUCAUCUUUGGUUGCUUCAGAUUCAAUCAGUUCUUCUCCGCAAGCAACACCUAGGAGAUUGCGAGCAACAAUGACGGUAUCUAUGGAAGAGCACUAUCAAAAAAUUAACAAAGAGAAGGCAUGGCACCUACAACUGAUAGACUUUAUGCCAAUAAUGAUGCAAAGUCAUGAUGCCAGGAUGGACAAUUUCGUAACAGCAUCCACCUUGCUCGAAGCAUGUUGUAAAAUUUACUCUUUCCGAGUGGAUGCCGUCCAUCAUGAUGCUCUUAAAGUUGCAAGGGGAUUAAGAACAGUAGCUCAGAGUAAAAGACGUAAAGGAGAUGACGCAGAAGGUAACAUAGAUGGAGAAGCGCAAGAGGGUGCUACAGCACCUAAGAAAAAGAAAUCUAAUGUUAUCGUGGCCAAUCCAGAAACUCUUAAUAGAGAUAUUGAGACCGAUGAUUUUGUUGAACAGAUCUACCAUUCCUCAAAAGUAACGAAGAUACUGUACCCGGUCACGUUGAUUGGUCUGAAAGAAUUACAAUUCCCAAAAACCUGUUUCCCGCAUGGACUGAAAGUAGUCAUAUUUGCGAACCAUUUACUGGAUUCUCUAUUACCAAUUGGGAUUCUGAUACAGAAGACACAACACGAACCCCUUGGCGGUUUAGAACACGAGGAAGGGGCAGGCAAAGCGAUCGCCGCUUGCGUGGCCAGGUUAACACCGGCUCCGCUGGCGACGGUUACAGACAUGCGGCCGACGCUACCACAACACUCACGACUCGAAUACUCCUAUUGUUCCAUACCUAAGGCCUGGGCUGGACCCUCACAUUGGCGGCUGAAGAACAACAGGGCCUCCAAACCUUCGACUGCAGCUCGGGUGACGGUGAAGAAUAAAAAAGUACGUCGAACGAAAAGAGUACUGGACUUUAUGGGAGCAGGUCUGAGAUUCGAUUCUCGCGCGGAACCCACGGGAGUGUUUGAACCUACUCAGCCAGCUAAAAUAACGCUUCGUUCAAAGACAUUAGCGUCAUGGAAUAAAAAUAAAUACAAAACACCGAUUGACAGUGGCUUGGAUGAGACACAUUUCCUGAAGUUCUUCUUGCGCAAUAACGUUGAGGCGACGCGCAAGCGCGCCUUGGAACAAAGCAAGGGGGUGUCUGUGCCCGCGCCGGAGCCUUUGACUGUAGACGAGCACAGUGAUCCAUCAUAUUGUCUCAAUACUGAGCCGGAAGCCUACGAAUGGGGUAACGAGGAAGGUGCGGCCGCUGGUUGUCCGGAAGGCCAGGUUAAUACCCAAACACAUGACAAUGGAGAUCUUGAGGAGUUGCUGGAACCACCUGCUAAGAUAACAAAAAUGUGUAUUCCCUACGCAAAGAGAGUGAAGAAGGUCGACAUGAAACAACUCAAGCAUUGUACUUGGAAAUUGCUCACUCAAGAUUCUCCUCCUGGGGAAAAGGAAGUGGUGACAGAAACGACUUUCUUCAAGGUCUAUUCGACACUGCCCUCGAAGCUAUCGACGUCCAUGCGCGAAUCGCUCAGUGUACCGCUAGCGUUAUUAUCAGUGCUGCAUUUAGCAAAUGAAAAGGGACUUUUUUUAGAAAAUAGAGACGAUUUAAAAGAUUUUAAAAUUGUAGGCCUGUAA